Molecule: messenger RNA, 1148 nt
Organism: Eutrema salsugineum
Lineage: Eukaryota; Viridiplantae; Streptophyta; Magnoliopsida; Brassicales; Brassicaceae
Product: MADS-box protein AGL71
Exons: 7
Coding region: 312-968 (218 amino acids)
Biological process (GO): positive regulation of transcription by RNA polymerase II
Cellular component (GO): nucleus
Molecular function (GO): protein dimerization activity; RNA polymerase II cis-regulatory region sequence-specific DNA binding; DNA-binding transcription factor activity, RNA polymerase II-specific
Source: RefSeq, a predicted model, not a curated record
UUCUUUAUUUUCUUAGCGCUAACUAUUCCAUAUCUAAAUUUUAAUUUUGUCGGCUGAUUCUCAAUCUAGAAACAAAUUAUAUGUUCUUUGGGCCUUUUGAAGCAAAUCUUGACAAAUCUGGUUUUGAUUCGCCUCAGUUCGUACAUUUUCUUCAGUUUCCUCACCUUGACUUCUAGUUUUGAAUCUCCUCUCGUUUUCAAGAAACCAUUUCUUGGUUUUGUCUGAAUUAAAGAAAUUUUUUUCAACGCAAGUCUUCUGGCUUUAGAUAGGGUUUCAAUCUGAAUCUUGGAGUUAUAUAGUAUCGCAGGAAGAUGGUGAGAGGAAAGAUCGAGAUCAAAAAGAUCGAGAACGUGACAAGCAGACAAGUCACGUUUUCGAAGCGAAGGAGUGGUCUCUUUAAGAAGGCUCAUGAGCUUUCGGUUCUAUGCGAUGCACAAGUCGCUGCCAUUGUCUUCUCUCAGAGCGGAAGAUUAUACGAAUUCUCUAGCUCCGAGAUGGAGAAGACAAUAGAAAGAUAUGGCAAGUUUACUAAUGGCUACUUUGUGUCAGGGAGGUUCCAAGUAGAACUAUACUUACAGAAGCUGAAGAAGGAAAUGGACAUAAUGAUGAAGAAGAUUGAUCUCCUUGAACUUCAUCAACGGAAGCUAAUGGGGCAAGGUUUGGGUUCGUGUUCAGUGGCAGAACUUCAAGAGAUAGACACUCAGAUUGAGAAAAGCCUUCGUAUUGUCAGAUCAAAAAAGGCUGAUUUAUUUGCAGAUCAACUAAGGCAGCUAAAAGAAAAGGAGAGAAAACUCUUGGACGAGAGAAGAAGGCUACGUGAAGAGGAAAUUAAAGAAAGGUUGAUGCGACCAAUGCAGCCAAUAACCUUACAUAGUGAGAAAGGUGAAGCUGAGGAUGGUUGCGGAACCAAUCAUUCAGCAGAGGUCGAAACCGAACUAUUUAUUGGAUUGCCCGUGGCUGGAUUAUGACAUAUUUCGCAUGGUCCUUAAGUUUGGUUAUAGUUUAAUCACUUCGAUUCGAUGUGUGUAUACUAUAAUUCCAUAGUUUUUGGGUGUUUUGACCAUCCAUGUGUAUAAAAUGGUAAUAAUAUGACAUGUAUGUUUAAGUUUGCCACUUUAAUUUCUCUUCUUAUGGAAUAAUCGUGACAU